CCGCGCGUUCCUGCUGCCUCGGCUGGAUUUGAAAGAGGGAAGCGGUAGCAGGAUAACGCCGAGCGUCAGCUUCUCAUUAUUUCCAAUGAAUUAUCAUCGCAUUCCAGCGCCUGCCAGCUGACGACUGCGCCGCAUAUUUCCCCGUGAAAACAGGAUUUUGUUUCCAGGCUGCGUUUCCUUGAGCGGCACUUGAUCACCUUGGGUUAUGGCGCAGACAAACAAUUAUGGGCAAAGCAGCAACGGAGUGGCUGACGAGUCUCCCAACAUGCUGGUUUACAGGAAGAUGGAGAACAUCAUCGCACGAAUGCAAGAUGAGAGGAAUGGCAUCCCUAUCCGCACAGUAAAAAGUUUUUUAUCGAAGAUCCCAAGUGUCUUUUCAGGUAAGGACAAGCAGGAUAACAUGGGGGAGGGCGGCACUGUCUCUGUUUCUCCAGUGGAGGCGCUGCAUCUCGGCACUCUGAUGGCGGCCCACGGCUACUUCUUCCCCAUAUCGGACCACGUGCUCACGCUGAAGGAUGACGGGACCUUCUACCGUUUUCAGACUCCGUACUUCUGGCCCUCGAACUGCUGGGAACCUGAAAACACUGACUACGCGGUUUACCUCUGCAAGAGGACAAUGCAGAACAAAGCCAGGCUGGAGCUUGCAGACUACGAGGCUGAGAGCUUAGCGAGGCUACAGAGGGCGUUCGCACGGAAAUGGGAGUUCAUAUUCAUGCAAGCAGAAGCACAAGCAAAAGUCGAUAAGAAGAGGGACAAGAUUGAGCGCAAAAUCCUCGACAGCCAGGAGAGAGCCUUCUGGGACGUGCACAGACCAGUGCCCGGCUGCGUAAACACAACAGAAGCUGACAUCAAGAAGUCCUCGAGAAUGAAACAGCCGCACAAAACAAGAAAGUCGGUGUACGGGCUCCAGAAUGACGUGCGCAGCCACAGCCCCACCCACACUCCCGCGCCGGAGGCAAAGCAGCCAACAGAGGAGGAGCUGCACGACAAGAUUCACUUCUGGCAAGUCCAGCUGGACAGGCAUCGAUUGAAAAUGUCCAAAGUUGCGGAGAGCUUGUUAAGCUACACUGAGCAGUACAUCGAGUACGACCCGUUCCUGACGCCACCGGAACCCUCCAACCCCUGGAUCUCGGAUGACACGACAUUAUGGGAGCUGGAAGCCAGCAAGGAGCCAAGUCAGCAGAGAGUGAAACGAUGGACCUUUGGGAUCAACGAGGUGCUGAAGGACCCGGUGGGCCGGGAGCAGUUCCUCAAGUUCCUGGAGUCGGAAUUCAGCUCGGAAAACCUGAGGUUCUGGCUGGCCGUCCAGGACUUGAAGCGGAGGCCCAUUCGGGAGGUCCCCACCCGGGUCGAGGAGAUCUGGCAGGAGUUUCUUGCGCCCGGAGCUCCCAGUGCCAUCAACGUGGACUCCAAGAGCUAUGACAAGACCACGCAGAAUGUGAAGGACCCUGGACGUUACACCUUCGAAGAUGCUCAGGAGCACAUUUACAAACUGAUGAAGAGCGAUUCCUACAGUCGCUUCAUCCGGUCCAGUGCCUACCAGGAGCUGUUACAGGCUAAGAAAAAGAAAAGUAAGAACUUGUUUUGAAGGAGAUUGCUUCCAGGGAAGAUCACUUACUUCAAAGAGGCUAACAAGUCUUGUGCAAUCAUGCUAAAACACAGUCAUCGUUUAGCUUGGAAGAGGACCAUCGUUUCUACAUUGUUGUAGUCUACAGUUUAUUCUGACGAACCACUUGCUGGUGGGCCAAUUGUUGCAUGUCCAAGGAACUCUUAUUUUUUUAAAUAUGUCCCCUCUGUGAGAAAAAGGCAUUCUGGACUUCUAGGAGAAGAUGAGAAGAUGCAUAUAAUGCCUUCAGAGAAAGUUAUUUCCCUAGUUACAUAUCAGCUGGAUCUGUGUGUGUCUGCAAGCUGAGAAAGGUGGGAAAAAAUUGUGUUUUCAAACAUGGAGAAAAAAAAAAAUCAAAAGUUGAGAGGGAGAGACCUCUGCAUAGGAGAGUGUCCUGAAUCACUGAUCUGUCACAGUGUUGAAACAUUAGUGAUGCAUAUAUUGUAUUUUAAUUGGCUUUUAUUACACUGUCAGAGAUUAGCGAUUUGUCACACGUGUAACGUCUCAUUCUGAUAAAGAAAAACGCUGUGUCUUUGUCCUAGGUGUGUCUGUAAUUUUGUUACUGUUUCUUGCAUUAUUUCUACAACUCCAUUCCCAAAACAGUUGGGACGCUGUGUGAAAUGCAAUGAAAAACAGUAUGCAAUGAUUUGUAAAUAAUAUAAGCCCAUAUUUGAUUGAAAAUAGAUCAGACAAACAGCAGAUGUUGAAACAAAUUUUGUUUUAUGACAAAUAUAUGCUCAAUAUGAAUGCCAGCAACACGUUUCAAAAAAGUUUGGACAGGGGCAACAAACGACUGGAAAAGUUAUGUAAUGCUAAAACAAAACACCUGCUUGAAUAUCUCAACUAAUUAGGUUAAUUGGCAACAGGUUAAUUGGGUAUAAAAAGUCUCUGUACAGUGAAGAUGGGGAGAGGUUCACCCCUCUGUAAAAGACUGUGAACAAAUAGUGCAACAAUUUAAAAAUAAUGUUCUUUGGAAUUUGGGAAUUUCAUCAUCUACAGUACACAGUAUCAUUAAAAGGUUCAGGGAAUCCAGAGAAAUCUCUGUAUGGAUGGGACAAGGCUAAAAACCAAUACUUAGGCGGCACUGCAUUAAAAACAGACACGAUUCUGUAGUGGAAAUCACUGCAUGGGCUCAGGAACACCUUCCGAAAACCACUGUCUGUGAAGACAGUUUGUCGCUGCAUCCAUAAAUGCCAUGCAAAGAAACCGUAGCUAAACACGAUCCAGAAACGCCGCUGACUUCUCUGGGCCCGAGCUCAUUUAAGAUGAACUGAGGCAAAAUGGAAAACUGCCCUGUGGUCUGACAAAUCAUAAUUUCAAAUUCUUGUUGGAAAUCAUGGACGUUGCGUCCUCUGGGCUAAAGAGGAGAGGGGGCAUCCAGCUUUUUAUUAGAAGACAGUUUAAAAGCCAGCAUCCGUGAUGGUAUGGGGGUGCAUUAGUGCCCAUGGCUUGGGUAGCUGGCACAUCUGAGGAGGCACCAUUAAUGCUGAAUGAUAUAGGAUUUGGAGGAACACAUGCCGCCAUCCAGACGUCGUCGUUUUCAGAAAAGGCCAAACCACAUUCUGCACGUAUUACAGCAGCAUGGCUCCGUAGUAGGAGUCUGGGUCCUAGACUGGCCGGCCUGCCGGCCAGAUCUGUCACCCACUGAAAACAUUUGCCGCAUCAUGAAACAAAAAAUACGACAAGAGAGACCCCGAACUGUUGAGCAGUUGAAAUCCUAUAAACAGGCAAUAAUGGGACAACAUUUCACUUUCAAAAC
Molecule: messenger RNA, 3365 nt
Organism: Paramormyrops kingsleyae
Lineage: Eukaryota; Metazoa; Chordata; Actinopteri; Osteoglossiformes; Mormyridae
Source: RefSeq, a predicted model, not a curated record